CAAUAUCAUAUGCAAAUAAAUUCAAAUUCACAUAAUUUAAAGCUACCACUUGAUGAUUUAGGAUCUAUAGGAUUUAAUUAUAAAUCAGGACUUAACCUUGCAACAAUUAAAGUUGGAUUUGCUUUUGCACACGUCUCUAAUCCCUCAUCGAUUAUAACAAAUGAUUAUUGGCAAGAAUUUACAGGCCCAUUAAAAACUGAUACUGUUUUAAGAUAUGAUCAAUAUCUUAAAAAUAUCGAGGCAUGGCGAUUACCAGUAUUAGUACAAAAGCCUGUUAUACGAAGAACAUUUAAAAGUGGCUUUUUAACUAUUCAAUUUUUCAAACUUCAUUUAAGCAAAAAAUUUGAUAAACCUGAUCUUCCUGAAGAAUUAUAUUAUAAAAAGGCUAUAACAGAUUAUUUAACAGAAAUGGCUAAAGCUGCAGCUAUAUAUUGUAAGAGAAUAUUACAAAAACAACAAGGCCCAAUUGUUAUAUUGGACUGUAGCAGUUAUAAAAUAGAUUUUAUAACUUUCAUGCUGAAAAAUAAUGAAUUAAAAGAAAGUGGCAAUAAAAUUACUGAAUUUACUGGUGGAGCAUGGGUUGAUAAAGAAUUUUUAAAAUUUUUAAAGAAAAAUAUCAGAGAAUCUGCCAUAAUUUCAUUGGCUAAAGAAUACACAAUCAAUUUCAAUAUAUGUUAA
Messenger RNA from Racocetra persica, 678 nucleotides. The record is from the annotation of a GenBank genome assembly. NCBI's taxonomy places the organism in Eukaryota, Fungi, Glomeromycota, Glomeromycetes, Diversisporales, Gigasporaceae.